AUGUCCCGUCAACUCACGAGAAGUCGUAACGUCAUCCGAAAAUACCUCGCCGACCCACUCCAUUACGAGAAGAAGCUGAAGGAGUCUGCUGGAAGACCGAGAAAGCUGACUUCACGUCAAGAACGCAGCAUCUUGAAAUCAGUCUCCAACUCGCCCAAAAGUCUGAACGAUGUGAAGAACGAACUCAAGCUGCCAGUCCACAAGAGUACGGUGGGCAGAAUCAUCAAAAGAAGUGGAGUCAUCGUUCGUCAGAAGAUGGCCAAAGUUCCGAAGAUGACUGAUGCCCACAAAGCAGCACGUCUCAAUUUCGUGAAGAAUAAUUUGACUACGAAAUGGGAGAACAUCGUGUUCUCCGAUGAAAAGAAGUGGAAUCUCGACGGUCCUGAUGGCAACAGGAACUACUGGAGAGAUCUCCGAAAAGAUCCGCAGCUGUUCUCCAGGCGCAACUUUGGCGGCGGCUCUGUUAUGACUUGGGGCGCUUUUUGCAAUGGAAAAAAGCUCGAACUGCAAUUCAUCACCACGAAGGAGAAUUCUGCCACGUACCAAGCAACUCUCCAAAAGGCCGUGGCUCCGUUCUUCCGCAACAGACGCCACACCCACACUUUCCAACAGGACAACGCAUCUAUCCACACGAGCACCUCCACGAGGAACUGGUUCGUCUCGAAACGAAUUAAGGUGCUCGAAUGGCCAGCAUGCAGUCCGGAUCUAAACCCCAUUGAGAACAUCUGGGGCAUCCUCGUUCGCCGGGUCCAUCGAAACGGGAGGCAAUUCAAGACCGUGCAGGAGCUCAAGGACGCAAUCCAGGCUGAAUGGGACGCUCUCACUGAUGCCGAAUUGAAGAAUCUUGUAGCCAGCAUGUCGAGCAGGAUCGUUGAAGUGAUUCAAAACAACGGCGGAGAGACUAAGUACUGA
Messenger RNA from Caenorhabditis briggsae, 912 nucleotides. The record is from RefSeq and is a predicted model, not a curated record. Gene Ontology annotation, molecular function: nucleic acid binding. NCBI's taxonomy places the organism in Eukaryota, Metazoa, Nematoda, Chromadorea, Rhabditida, Rhabditidae. Bases 1 to 912 code for a protein of 303 amino acids. The transcript is spliced from 2 exons.